Messenger RNA from Nylanderia fulva, 1113 nucleotides. RefSeq names its product MAD2L1-binding protein. Lineage: Eukaryota; Metazoa; Arthropoda; Insecta; Hymenoptera; Formicidae. The record is from RefSeq and is a predicted model, not a curated record. Gene Ontology annotation, biological process: regulation of exit from mitosis. Gene Ontology annotation, cellular component: nucleus.
UUCGACUUAUCGAACCUAACCUUUCUAGUAUUCCAAAUUUGAACCUAAACUAACCUUCAAUCCGUUUAAAAAAAGGGUAUCAUGCGAAUGCUGUUGUGUCGAUGACUUUUUUUCUUUUCUCGUGCGGACGAUUUCCAUUCCAAGAUAUAUAGAUAUUUCGUUUUGAAUUCCUUCUUCGUGAAACAUGUUUUCCAGAGGCCAGAAAGGCGAAACGGAAAUUAACGUAAAUCUGGACGAGCCGCUGACCGAUGACUCGUACACAAAAGUGGUGAUCGAACUCAUGAAAUACAUUUUGUAUCAAAAACAACAGAUACCGUUCGCCUACGAAGCCUUAGCCAAGUAUCAGACUAAUGUGAAGGCGACAGAUAAAAACGUGGCCUCUUUCAAAACCUUGUCGAAUAUGCUGAAGAACGUCUCGGAUCAUUUAGCUUCGCAAUUCUUUCUCAAGAAUUGCGACGUCAAGGAAAUUGCUAUAUUGUUUGGCUCCACGAUAUUUUCCUCGAAGCUCUGCAUCGCGAUAGAACUCCCUUCGUAUAUUCUCAACAGCAGACAGCAUAAAGAGUAUCAACAUUCUUCGAGGAAACCGCUUUUAAAACUCAUAAGGUCCCUGUUGGAGUGCAGCGAGUUUCAAGAAGCCAUGGGUACUCCCUUAAAUAUGACAAAUGUGUUCGUUAUGUUGAAGAAGAAUGAUGACAAUUCAGUAUCAGACUUCUUCUUACCUAAACCGCAAUAUAAGCUACCGGUGCAAACUGCAACUUGCUUCAGAAUCAAACUGUGCCAGAGCGAUCAAGUCAAUGUGCAGUGUAAUUGUGCAUCGCUUGUUCAAAUAUAUCAUGAUUCGUAUAUGCAGUUAGAAAAGAAGCUUGAAGACAAUGUGCAAUAUACUCAAUAUAAUAGUUCUACUGAAUCUUUGUAUCGGUGGUAUCAGUCAAAACAAAUUGUGAAGGGAUUUAAAUUCUGUUCAUGACCAUAAUUUCAUAAUGUAAUAAUUAAUAGUGGAAUUAAUUUUUUUUUGCACACGUUAGAUAAUUUUUUACUUAAAAUUAUUAUAUAGCAAUAUCAUAAAUAAUUUGAAAGUCUGAUGAAAACAGUAUUAAAGCACAUAUUAAUGCA